This is a messenger RNA of Drosophila mauritiana, 1071 nucleotides long. RefSeq names its product UDP-glucuronosyltransferase 2C1-like. Gene Ontology annotation, molecular function: UDP-glycosyltransferase activity. The transcript is spliced from 2 exons. NCBI's taxonomy places the organism in Eukaryota, Metazoa, Arthropoda, Insecta, Diptera, Drosophilidae. The record is from RefSeq and is a predicted model, not a curated record. The coding region runs from base 1 to 1071 and encodes 356 amino acids.
AUGGCAUUUUACACCUUCACCUGCGGGGGCAGUAAAAGGACAGAGAUCCGACAUGAGCGGACUAACAGGUCCGCUCUUGAUAGCUCGCUCUUAAGUAGGUGGUCCAAUUGGAUUUAUAUCACCGAGGAGAAGCUCCUGGAAAGUCUUGUUUACCGUCCCGCUCAGGUGCGAUUGUUUAAAAUGUUCUUCGGAUAUCCGGCGGAGAAGCUAGAUGAGCUGCGGGCCAGAUUCUCGGUCAUCCUUGUUAAUAGCCACUUCAGCAUGGGAAGGGUGCGAGCCAAUGUGCCAAACAUCAUUGAGGUGGCAGGCGUGCAUCUGAGCGAGCCCCCAGAGCCUUGUGGUGCGGAACUACAGAAAUAUUUGGACUCAAUGGGCCAGGAUAUUCUGAUGGAAUAUCUGCCGGAAAAUAUGAUGAUGAUGAAACAGAGGGUGAUUUGGAAGAGCGAGCUGUCUAUGCUACCCAACAAAUCGGAAAACGUAUACGUGAUGGAUAAAAUGCCCCAGCGAAUGGUAUUGGCCCAUCCCAAUCUCCGGCUUAUUAUCACCCACGGCGGCUUGCAGAGCGUGAUGGAGGCGAUUGACAACGGAGUUCCCAUGCUGGGACUUCCACUGUUCUUCGACCAGUUCAAUAAUGUACAUCGAGUGCAGUUAGCCGGAAUGGCUAAGGUAUUGGACCCCAACGACUUGAACGCAGACACAUUCAUCGAAACUAUUAACGAGCUUAUUGAAAAUCCUAGCUAUGCUGAGAGAGCUAAAGCAAUGGCAUUGUCUUUCAGGGAUCGGCCAAUGAGUCCUCUGGACACUGCACUCUGGUGGACGGAGUACGCUCUACGGAAUCGGGAUACUUCCUAUAUGCGUCUCAAUGUGGAGGAGAUUCCUCUAAUGCGAUACUACAGACUCGACAGCAUACUAACCUUUGGAGUUCGCCUUGGUUGCGUCUGUGCAUCGCUGAUCUUUCUGGGCUGGAGAUUGUACCAGAAGAAUCGCAAUAGGCACAGAAGACUUCAGGAAAGGGAAAGAGUGCUUGCGCAGAUACAAUUGCGCAUGAGCGAUAAUGAAGUAGUAUCAUAG